This is a messenger RNA of Octodon degus (degu), 2997 nucleotides long. Its product is annotated as spectrin alpha chain, non-erythrocytic 1-like. The record is from RefSeq and is a predicted model, not a curated record. Gene Ontology annotation, molecular function: actin filament binding; calcium ion binding. Gene Ontology annotation, cellular component: plasma membrane; cell junction; cell projection. Lineage: Eukaryota; Metazoa; Chordata; Mammalia; Rodentia; Octodontidae. Gene Ontology annotation, biological process: actin cytoskeleton organization.
AUGCGUAUCUAUUACAAUGAUACUAUCAAGAAACUGAAAAUAGAGGCUUGGAUCAGUAAAAAGCUACAGACAGCCAGCAAUGAGUCAUAUAAGGACCCCACAAACAUCCAGAGCAAGCACCAGAAACACCAGGCCUUCGAAGCUGACCUGCAUGCCAAUGCUGACUGCAUCCGCGGGGUCAUCGACACGGGCAACUCCCUCAUCGAGCGGGGCGCCUGUGCUGGCAGCAAGGAUUUCCUGGUGCAGAAGUCAGCUGAGAAAAGCCAGAAACUGAAGGAGGCCAACAAGCAACAGAACUUCAACACAGGCAUCAAGGACUUCAACUUCUGGCUCUCUGAGGUGGAGGCCCUUCUGGCAUCAGAAGACUACGGCAAGGAUCUGGCCUCUGUGAACAACCUGCUGAAGAAGCACUAGCUGCUGGAGGCAGACAUCUCAGCCCAUGAGGAUUGCUUAAUGGACCUGAACAGCCAGGCAAACAGCCUGAUGACCAGCAGUGCCUUUGACACCUCCCAAGUGAAGGACAAGAGGGACACCAUCAAUGGUCACUUCCAGAAGAUUAAAAGCAUGGCAGCAUCCCAGCGCGCCCAGCUGAGUGAGUCCCACCGCCUGCACCAGUUCUUCUGGGACAUGGAUGACAAGGAGUCGUGGAUCAAGGAGAAGAAGCUGCUGGUCAGCUCCAAGGACUAUGGCCGUGACCUCACUGGUGUGCAGAACCUGAGAAAGAAGCACAAGCGGCUAGUGGCGGAGUUGGCUGCACAUGAGCCAGCCAUUCAGGGCAUCCUUGACACUGGCAAGAAGCUGUCUGAUGACAAUUCCAUUGGGCAGGAGGAGAUCCAGCAGCGCCUGACCCAAUUCGUAGAGCACUGGCAGGAGCUGAAGCAGUUGGUGGCUGUGCGGGGUCAGCAACUAGAAGAGUCCUUGGAGUAUCAGCAGUUUGUAGCCAAUGUGGAGGAGGAAGAAGCGUGGAUCAAUGAGAAGAUGACACUGGUGGCCAGUGAAGAUUAUGGAGACACUCUUACUGCCAUCCAGGGCUUACUGAAAAAACACGAGGCCUUUGAGACAGACUUCACUGUGCAUAAGGACCACGUGAAUGACAUCUGCACCAAUGGACAGGAUCUCAUUAAGAAGAACAAUCACCAUGAGGAGAACAUCUCCUCGAAGAUGAAGUCCUUGAAUGGGAAGGUGUCUGACCUGGAGAAGGCCGCAGCCCAAAGGAAGGCAAAAUAUGAUUCAUCAUCGGCCUUCCUUCAGUUCAACUGGAAAGUGAAUAUGGUGGAGUCCUGGAUCGGUGAAAAGGAAAACAGCUUAAAGAUAGAUGACUAUGGCCGAGACCUGUCCUCCGUCCAGACCCUCCUCACCAAGCAGGAGACCUUUGAUGCUGGCCUGCAGGACUUCCAGCAGGAGGGCAUCGCCAACAUCACUGCCCUCAAAGACCAGCUGCUGGGCACCAAGCAUGUCCAGUCAAAGGCCAUCGAGGCCUGGCACGCCUCACUUAUGAAGUGGUGGAGCCAGCUUCUGGUCAACUCAGCCACCAGGAAGAAGCUGCUGGAGGCCCAGAGCCAUUUCUGUAAAGUGAAGGACCUCUUCCUGACCUUUGCCAAAAAGGCGUCAGUCUUCAACAGCUUGUUUGAGAAUGCAGAAGAGGACCUGGCAGACCCAGUGCACUGCAAUUCCCUGGAGGGGAUCAAGGCCUUGCAUGAGGCCCACAACACCUUCCGCCCCUCCCUCAGCUCCACGCAGGCCGACUUCAACCAGCUGCAGGACUGCCAGAUCAAGAGCUUCUGCGUGGCCUCCAACCCCUAUACCUGGUUCACCAUGGAGGCCUGGAGGAACCUGCAGAAGAUCAUCAAGGAGCAUGAGCUGGAGCUGCAGAAGGAACAGCAGUGGCAGGAGGAGAACGACAAUUUGCGCCAGGAGUUCACACAGCACGCGAACGCUUUCCACCAGUGGAUCCAGGAGACCAGAACCUACCUCCUCGACGGGUCCUGCAUGGUGGAAGAAUCUGGAACCCUCAAGUCCCAGCCUGAAGCCACCAAGCGCAAGCACCAGGAGAUCUGAGCCAUGCACAGCCAGCUGAAGAAGAUCGAGGAUCUGGGGGCCACCAUGGAGGAGGCCCUCAUCCUGGACAAUAAGUACACAGAGCACAGCACCAUGGGCCUGGCCCAGCAGUGGGACCAGCUCGACCAGCUGGGCAUGCACAUGCAGCACAACCUGGAGCAGCAGAUCCAGGCCAGGAACACCACAGGUGUGACCGAGGAGGCCCUCAAGGAAUUCAGCAUGAUGUUUAAACACUUUGACAAGGACAAGUCUGGCAGGCUGAACCACCAGGAGUUCAAGUCCUGUCUGUGCUAGCUGGACUACGACCUCUCUAUGGUGGAGGAAGGGGAGCCAGACCCCGAGUUCAAGGCAACCCUAGACACAGUAGAUCCCAACAGGGACGGCCAUGUCUCGCUGCAAGAAUACAUGGCUUUCAUGAUAAGUCGUGAGACAGAGAAUGUCAAGUCCAGCGAGGAGAUUGACAGCGCCUUCCAGGCCCUCAGCUCCGAGGGGAAGCCCUACAUGACCAAGGAGGAGUCCUACCAGAUCCUGACCAGGGAACAGGUCAAUUACUGCAUCUCCCACAUGAAGCCCUACGUGGACAGCAGGGGCCGUGAGCUGCCUAUGGCCUUCGACUACGUGGAGUUCAUCCGCUCACUCUUCGUGAACUGACCCCUACCCGCCUGCCCACCGCAUGUCCACCCUGCAGACAGUGUCACUCUGUGUACCCGUGAGCCCACUUUGCUUGGUUAAGAUGUAGUAGAAACGGUGCUUCAACAGACCGCUUCUGAUGCAGCCACAAUCACCGCCUUGUUGUGGGGACCCAGACCCAAUGGAGCCAGCUGCCCUCAUUCCGAUGUAGCAGAUCCGAAGCAGCUGGCUUGUGCUCCUGUGUUCUCCCCCUACCCCAAAUCUUGUUUUCGUGUAAAUGACGUUAAAUAAAGGACUCCCUCUCCCCCU